AUGGCUACGCCACUGCUGCUGACCAUGAGUUCUUGGGUCCUAGGGUUGAGUCGAAGGACCAACGAUAGAUUGAUGGAUGCAUCUAGCAAGCUUAGAGUGGAGGAUGUCGAGCUCCUUAAGAUGGUUGGAACUGGGAUGGUGGGUGAAGGAGGACCUUCAAGAUGGUAUACUGAAGAUGUGGCGCUGAUAAAGUUUUUGGAAUGUAUUCAAAAGAAUAAGAUAGAGGCUUUGAAACACUUUGAUAUGAAAAUGGUAAAAGAACGGAUUCUGAAAUUAGAAGGGAUGGUCAUAGAUUACCAUGUAAGUUGGAAAGAGAUCUACUCUGCCCAAUCAGCAUCAAAUGCUUUAUGUGUUCAGCCAUAUCAACAGUGA
Miscanthus lutarioriparius is the source of this 372-nucleotide messenger RNA. NCBI's taxonomy places the organism in Eukaryota, Viridiplantae, Streptophyta, Magnoliopsida, Poales, Poaceae. The record is from the annotation of a GenBank genome assembly.